AUGAGAUUCACAAUCCAAGCAACCCCAAGAAGCAAGCUGCGACUGGACAUAGCGAUAUGUUCUCUGGUAGCUCUUACAUUCAUCCUCAUCAUUGCCCGAGUAGCCAACAAAGGCACACCUUCAACAAGAGCUAAUACAUGGGGAAUUGCAGUGUGCCUCAAAUCUGCAGUCUCACUAGCGUACCAAAUGGUGACAGGGCACGUGGAUCGCUUCAAACGAUGGGGAAGCACGAAAGCCAACAAGAUUCUCACCAUAAUCGACACGGUUUUCUGGUUUGCACUAUUCAUCAUCAGUAUUCUGGGUACUUCGUCGUCGCACAGUACGAGUAGUCGGGCUUUGGGUGUUAUUGUCAUCCUACUGGCAUUGGUUCUAUGUGCUAUUGAUUGCGUUCAGAGCUAUAUUUGCAUCCGUAUUCGGAAGCAUUUCAAGCAAUAUGGCGUGCUUCCGGAGGAAACCGCAAUGAAGAGCUCAGGUUCCGUCUAG
Molecule: messenger RNA, 483 nt
Organism: Penicillium cataractarum
Lineage: Eukaryota; Fungi; Ascomycota; Eurotiomycetes; Eurotiales; Aspergillaceae
Exons: 3
Coding region: 1-483 (160 amino acids)
Source: RefSeq, a predicted model, not a curated record